GCGUUGAGCAUGCCAAGUCGGCGAGGAUAGCAUGCAUACGCAGUCAAGAUUUAGAGGUAUGAAGCGAGCGCUCGACGUAUCCGAAGCGGAGUCGACCCAGGUCCGGGCCAAGGCGCGCAGCGACCUCGACAAGCUCGGCGAAGAGGGCGUCGUGCGCCACGUCCUCUCGUACCUCGACGUCAAGGACCACCACGUGGCCAAGGCCGUCUGCCGCGGCUGGAAAGGCCUGAUCGAGACGCUGGACAUGGCGGUCCUCGACCUGAGCGUGCGCUCGCCGCUCCAUGCAAAGAACCUCGAGGCCGCGUUCCUCUCGACCAUCAACAGCUACCGCGAAGUGCGCUUGAUCAACUUUACGGGCCAGCGCUCGCUCUGCGACCGCGACCUCCUCGUACUCACGUCGUGCUUUUGGUCGUCGCUCGAGACGAUCGUCGUCGACGACUGCCUCGACAUCACCGACUUUGGCCUCCUCGCGAUCCUCAACGCGCAGUCGCAGCGCCUCCAUACGGUCUCGUUCCGCAACUGCAAGCUCGUGACCGGGCGCUUCGCGCAAACAGCGAUCACCGGCCACCACCCGUCGCUGCACACGCUCGACUUUCACAACACGCGGGUCGGCCUCCACCUCGUGCAGCACUUGGAGACGCGGUUUCCGUCGCUCCAGACCAUUGUCGCGUCGCACACGCCGGCGCACUACGAGCUGCUCUGCGCGUCGCCGUGGGCCGACCUCCAAACCGAGUGGGCGCGCUGCGUCACGCACCAGCUCACCAAAGUCCAUUUCUCGAUCGUGCUCAAGGACUUUGGCGCGCUCCAGCACCGCAUGCCGCUCCGCACGGUCUUUGAAAAAACGCUUUUGCGCAGUGCAAACGCGCUCGUCGAUCUGCCGCUCGACAGCGAGAGCUACGCGUCCGCGCUCCUCUACGUGUGCGAGCACGACAUUGAAGACCUCGUGCCCAUCCUCCUGAGCCUCGGCGCCGACGUCGAAGUCACCAACAAGGACGGCGCGACACCGCUCUGCCUCGCGGCGACCAGCGGGUGCCUUGGCGCGGUCGACGCGCUCGUGAAACAGGGCGCGUGCGUCAACGCGCGGACGCUCUCGCUCGCGACUCCGCUCUACUUUGCGUCCGAGAUGGAUUGGACCGAGAUCGUCGCGACGUUGCUGGCGCACAAUGCGCGCACAGACGCGACAACGACGUCCAACACGACACCGCUCUGCGUCGCGGCCAAGAACGGGUCACGCUCGACCGUGCGGCAGCUCAUUCGGCACCGGUCGCGGCGCCCGAGCUUCGUCCGCGGCCUUCACGCGCCCAAGCCGACGCCCGAGUGGGUCCUUGCGCUCUGUUUGGCAUGCGAGCGCAGCCACCACGAGAUCGUGCUGGACCUCCUCAACCUCGGCUUGGACCCCAACGUGCUCAUGGACAAUGGAGUCACGCCGUUGUACCUCGCGUGCCAGAUGGGCCACCACAAGAUUGUCGAGACGCUCUUGGCGCGCGGCGCUGACCCCAACUUUACGCGCGUCGGCGGCGUGAGCUGCCUGUACAUUGCGAGCCAAGAAGGCAAGCUCGACGUCGUGAGCUGCUUGACCAAGUACGCGGUGAACGUAUCGGCGGUGAUGGACGACAAGAGCGCGGCCUUGCACAUCGCCGCGCGCAUGGGCCACCGCGACAUUGCGCUGCAUCUGCUCAUGCACGGCGCCGAUCCCAACGGACAGACGCGGUCCGGCUUGACGCCGCUUUUGAUUGCGUGCGAAGAAGGCCAUGUCGCGCUCGUUGCCUACUUGCUCUCGCUCCCGAGCGUGCAGCUCAAUCUGCAGACGCACAACGGCACGACGCCGCUCUUUAUCGCGUGCCAGCGCGGCUUUCGCGACAUCGUGGCGCUCCUCUUGGUGGCCGGCGCGGACGUCAACGUGGCCAAAGCCAACGGCACGAGUCCGAUCGACGCGGCGAGCAUGCUCGGCCACCGCGACAUUGUCACGCUCUUGCUGCGCCACGGCGCGCGCGUCGGCGGCCUCGCCUUGCACUUUGCAGAACGGCGAAAGGACACGAGUCUCCUCGCGCUACUGCUGCAGCAGCACCAAGCGCAGUGGUAUGCGCCGGAGGUCCCAACAAUGGUCGACUAUGUCCAAUAACCUAUAAACAACGACAAUUCAAAUUUAUUAUCCAU
Messenger RNA from Saprolegnia diclina VS20, 2157 nucleotides. RefSeq lists its product as hypothetical. Lineage: Eukaryota; Oomycota; Saprolegniomycetes; Saprolegniales; Saprolegniaceae. Gene Ontology annotation, biological process: RNA processing. The record is from RefSeq and is a predicted model, not a curated record. The coding region runs from base 32 to 2122 and encodes 696 amino acids. The transcript has a single exon. Gene Ontology annotation, molecular function: protein binding; RNA binding; RNA nuclease activity.